Molecule: messenger RNA, 3446 nt
Organism: Scomber japonicus (chub mackerel)
Lineage: Eukaryota; Metazoa; Chordata; Actinopteri; Scombriformes; Scombridae
Product: AT-rich interactive domain-containing protein 5B-like
Exons: 10
Coding region: 19-3381 (1120 amino acids)
Biological process (GO): regulation of transcription by RNA polymerase II
Cellular component (GO): nucleus
Molecular function (GO): transcription cis-regulatory region binding
Source: RefSeq, a predicted model, not a curated record
UCAGUUUGCGGAGACGAGAUGGAGUCCGAUUCACUAAAGUGGGUAGGUUCACCUUGCGGUUCACACGGUCCGUAUAUAUUCUACAAGGCUUUUCGGUUUAACCUUGACGGUAAACGGAGGCUUGUGUCGCUGGGAGACUUCUUCUUGGUGCGCUGUGAGCCGGGGGAGCCGCUCUGCAUCGCCGAGCUGCAGCUGCUCUGGGAGGAGAGGAGCAAACUCCAACUGCUGUCCAGCUCCAAACUUUAUUUUCUACCAGAGGACACCCCGCAGGGGCGGAGUGCCAGUCACGGCGAGGACGAGGUCAUUGCAGUGUCUGAGAAGGUGAUUGUUCGAUUGGAGGACCUGGUCAAAUGGACAGUAUGGGACCCCGAAGCGUGGAACAGAGGAAUGAAGGCUUUACCCCUCAAUAUCAGCUCAGACAGAAGCGGGCCAGAUUCCUCACUCUGUUACCAGGAUUCAACUCUCAACUGUGGCCUUAACUUCAAAGAUGUGUUAAAAGAGAAAGCAGCACUGGGUGAAAGUUUGACCCAGAAGCAGGUAGUAGUCCUGUCCUACCCCCGCUACUGCAGGUACCGCUCCGUCGUGGCCCGUCUACGCAAGCAACCAAGCUCUCUGCUGAGCAACCAGGUGGUUUUGGCACUGGGGGGCAUCGCAGUGUUUUCUGAAAACUUGCACAUCCUGUACUGUCGAGACACGUUUGAACACCCGACACUACUGCACAACGACAGUGUGUGUGAUGAAUUCGCUCCUAACCUGAAGGGUCGUCCCAGGAAAAAGAAAGUACCCAGCCCUCAGCAUUGUGGUCACGGGUCAGAGGCUAAUGGAAGACGUCAAACACCACCUACUUCCAAGGAGACUGAACAAAAGGGAAGAGGAACCAAUGUCAAGAUAACAGCACACAAAGUAGGCUUAUCUAAACCCAGAGGAAACAGCAGCAACGGUUAUGUGAGUGACAGCAGCAAGAUCACAACACUUCCACUGUCAGAGGAGAAACGAGGAAGAGGACGGGGGGUGGAGUACAGAGAGGAGGAGCAGGCCUUCCUCGUGUCUCUGUAUAAAUACAUGAAGGAGAGGAAGACGCCGAUUGACAGGAUCCCCUACCUGGGCUUCAAACAGAUAAACCUUUGGAUCAUGUUCCAGUCUGCUCAGAAGCUAGGAGGAUAUGAUGUGAUCACAACUCGUAGACUGUGGAAACACGUUUAUGAUGAGCUUGGAGGAAACCCAGGCAGCACCAGCGCAGCAACCUGCACGCGUCGACAUUAUGAAAAGCUCAUCCUGCCCUAUGAGAAGUUCAUGAAAGGAGAAGAGGAUAAACCUCUCCAGGCCAAAACCAAGGAUCAGGAGGUAGAGUCAAGCACUGAAUCUUCUAAUAGCACCCUGAAGACCAAGCUGACCGAUGAGGGGAAGCAGCAAGCCCAGAAACCUUGCCCUGAAGAGGAUAACACCCUGAAAACCAAAGACCACGUCCUGAGCAGACCAGAUUUGAUGGAACAAAAUCCUCAGCUGAAAAUUGAACCCCAAAUCUGCCUUAGCCGUGUGGAUCCCUUCCAGCCUUCACGUAGUAACAGAAAAAGACAAAGCCUGACACAAAACGACAGGGAGACACAGAUGAUCACGCAACAAGAGGAGAAAGAUGAAGUCAUGAGCAAGAGGAGAUAUAGUGGACAUGACCUCACCUACUUGGCAACUUCUCCUCUGGCCACUCCAAAGGUUUUAAACCAUGCCCACUCAGUAGUGGAUCUCUGGCAGCAGGAGCUAGUACCAGUAAAGGACCAGGACCAUACUGGGAAACCAAGAAACUUACAGUCUCCAACAAUCCCAGACCCAUCGAAUGAACAAGCUGAACUACCAAGGACUGACAACACUUCCUUGGAUUUCACAACCCUCCUCAAGUCAUCUGGAGUCAACAAGAUGAUAAUAUCUCCAGCAGCAAAGAAAAAGCUCCUGUCGCAGGUCAACAAAACUGGGUUACUCAAUAAUGCCCACUCUCUUCCCAACUUUGGUCAGCCCCGUCUGCUCCCUAGCUCCAAUUUAAGCAACUGUAACUUUGAAGAGGCAGCGGAGCGACCAGUUGUAGCUGCUGAUCCAUCAUUUGUGGUACUGAGUCGGCCUUCUGUGAUACAGCAAGCACAGAGCUCCGAGGCACAAGUCCAGAGAGGUAGAGCGAGAAAGAUUCGAGAAAGCACACGUCCUCCUUUAUAUUCACGUGAUCAUUUACAUUAUAGGCUGCCUUCUCACUCCCAUCCAGAAGAACCACAGUGUUCCUCAAUACCUUUGCUGAUGCCAAAGAUUCCCCAUUCCAGCCAGAUACUUCCUGGCUUCCCUCAUGGAUCUAAAGAACCCCAGACACAAGGACUUACCCCUUUAAGAGACUUGAAUAGCUCUGCAAGAUUCCUUCAGUCCGCUGCUCCUCGUGAUUUAAACUACCCCGCCUUUACAGAUCAGGGAAAAUCUUCCAAUCCAACAACAAUGUCUGAUGAUCAACCCACAGAUCUAAGUCUCCCAAAGUCUUCAUUUAAACCACAUCCACAACCCUACAUCUCCUGUCCAAACACAUGUUCCAUAAUGCAUCAGGAAAGUACACCUUUCAGUGUCCAGUACUCCAGAGCUUACCAGGUGCCUCCACUUACUGGGUUGCUUCCAAACAUACACAGUCCUAGACAAGAUGUAGCAGUCGAACACUAUUCUAGGGCCACUAACGUAGCAGUAAAUGGUACGGUCUCCAAUAGAGCAGUAGGAGACAUCGGAAAGCGACAACAAUCAGAGACUGAUCUUUACAACAAAAUGAUUGAACCGACCCACGCUGGCAGAAUUGACUCAGGAUCUCAGCUUUCAGCAAACAAUAUCUGUCUUGUACGCCCUCUCAACCAGGGAAGGAACAAGAGAAGGACACAAGCGGUUUCUCGCAAGAAUGUACCUUCCCCAACUCCUUCAAGAAGGAUCAAGACACCAGAAAAUUCAGUUGACAGAUUUGUGGAAGGUGUACAAGGGGCAAAGGGAAGAGGACCUGCUUCCCACUCUCUCCUCUUCAACCUUGCUACUCCUCAAAUCUACCCCAUCACCCUUUAUCCCACAGGGGCCCUCGCAUUCUGUCAGGUUCAGGACAUGUGCAGGGAUACCUUAGCCAUAGACUACCCCCAUUCUUCCCCCAUACUUUCCAGCCACCAAAAUCAAUCAUUGGACGUCCUUUCCCCAUUGGUCUCCCCCUUUGCCAUCCAUCCUUUGAUGAUGCAAAGGCAGCUGUUGUCUCACCCAGCUCUCUACCAACUACCAACUUCAUUUGAGGACCUGGUACGUCAGAGUCUGUAUUCAGUCAACCCACAGCCCACCUUCAGCAAGCCACAGAUAAACUCAGUUCACCCAAGCACCAACCUCUCUUGAUGUACUGGCUGUGACAAUUGACAUUACUCUCUCUUGGGACUCAGGUCUGAUGGUUUCUAAGUACU